AGCGAAGAUAUUCCUCAGAAGUGUUUUGUGGCUGCACAUAGAUCCAGCGAGUAGCGCGUUUCUUUUGUCGAUCAAGAAGUUCUUUCGAGAUGAAGAAAGCCGGAAUCAUCUUCACGACCUCCCUUGCCGCCGCGUCUUCGCUCGUUUCAUCUUCCUUUACCUAUGAUUACCGAGCCGGAUCUCCCUUUGAUAACGAGGGUUAUCGAUGUACAUCUUAUGAGUCGAAGGAGGCGGGAUCUGGAUCGGUGAGAAUCGGAGACAGUGAUAAGUUUGCUCCGAGGUUUGAUGGGCUGAGAUUUAUUGAAACUUUGGUUACGGCUCACAGGUGAUGGACGAAUUAGAAGUGCUGUUUGAGAUGAUUUACUCUAUAUUUUGAUCGUUUUUUUGCUUACCCUUUUUGUCUGUUCUUUUUCUGACGGAGACUUUGAUAUCAAGGUCCUACUAAAAUUACUGUUGUGUGGUAGGCAUGAGAUAACUACCAGUUUUGUUUGAAAUUAGAAGGGAGUAUAUUGAUAUUGAAAAGAAGAUGAGUUGUUUCUUCUUUAUUGUUCUCGAUUAUUGCUUUGGAUUCGAAUUGAUGAACUAAUUUGAUAUAAAUCACUUUUGCUUAAA
Molecule: messenger RNA, 612 nt
Organism: Dendrobium catenatum
Lineage: Eukaryota; Viridiplantae; Streptophyta; Magnoliopsida; Asparagales; Orchidaceae
Exons: 2
Coding region: 90-329 (79 amino acids)
Source: RefSeq, a predicted model, not a curated record